This is a messenger RNA of Trichosurus vulpecula (common brushtail), 825 nucleotides long. RefSeq names its product glutathione S-transferase theta-2-like. Gene Ontology annotation, molecular function: glutathione transferase activity. Gene Ontology annotation, cellular component: cytoplasm. Gene Ontology annotation, biological process: glutathione metabolic process. The record is from RefSeq and is a predicted model, not a curated record. The transcript has 6 exons. Lineage: Eukaryota; Metazoa; Chordata; Mammalia; Diprotodontia; Phalangeridae. The coding region runs from base 1 to 729 and encodes 242 amino acids.
AUGGGUUUGGCGCUGUAUCUGGACUUUAUGUCCCAGCCCUGCCGUGUGGUCUACCUCUUCGCCAAGGUUAAUCGCAUCCCCUUCCAGAUGCAGAGCAUGGAGCUGCUCCGGGGGCAGCACAUGACUGAUGACUUUGCCAAAGUGAACAGCCUGAAGAGACUGCCGGCCAUGAAAGAUGGAGAUUUCACCUUGGCAGAGAGUGUAGCCAUCCUGCACUACCUGAGUCAGAAAUACAACACCCCAGCUCACUGGUAUCCUCUAUACCUGCAGGCCCGGGCACGGGUUGAAGAAUAUCUGUACUGGCAUGCUGACUCCAUUCGAGGCACGUUUGGCACAAUGUUAUGGAUCCGGGUACUGGCUCCUCUCAUUGAUGUCCACAUCCCCAAGGAGAAAGUGGACAGGAACAUAGCCUUCAUGAUGCAAUCCCUACAACAUCUGGAGCAGAAGUUCCUGCAGGACAAACCCUUCCUCACUAGUGACCAGAUAUCCUUUGCUGAUCUGAUGGCGCUGGAGGAACUGAUGCAGACCUUCUAUGCUGGUUUUGAUGUCUUCGAGGGAAGGCCCAAGCUGGCAGCUUGGCGUGGGCGGGUGGAGGCCACCUUGGGGGAGAAGCUAUGCCAAGAGACCCGGGAAGCCAUCUGUAAAUUUUGUGCAGAGCCCAAGUCCUUGAAGGACAUCCCCUCUGCCACUCUGGAUUGGAUGAGAUUACGUCUUUCAAAGAUCCCCUAAUACAAGACAUUUCCAAACAAUGCUGUCUGUAAUCUGGUCAUCUGCCUUCCUCCUCCUCCUCACUCCAGAUCCUGGACUCUGCCUCUGGGACACUGG